Messenger RNA from Panthera uncia (snow leopard), 5174 nucleotides. RefSeq names its product nephrocystin 4 (gene NPHP4). The transcript is spliced from 31 exons. The coding region runs from base 318 to 4742 and encodes 1474 amino acids. NCBI's taxonomy places the organism in Eukaryota, Metazoa, Chordata, Mammalia, Carnivora, Felidae. Gene Ontology annotation, cellular component: ciliary basal body; ciliary transition zone; non-motile cilium. Gene Ontology annotation, biological process: negative regulation of canonical Wnt signaling pathway; protein localization to ciliary transition zone. The record is from RefSeq and is a predicted model, not a curated record.
GAGCGCGCGGCGCGCCGCCUGCCGAGGCUACUCCCGCGGUGGUGGCGGACGGGGCGACCCUCUGCGGGUCCUCUGUCCUCUAGGCCUGCGGCUCCGGCGGGCUCCCGAGGGCACCGGCGGGGCUCUGGGUCGGUCGUGGGGGCACUUCCUCAACAGCUUGGGCCUCGGCGCGCCGGGCACGGCCGCGGCGGGCGGCGGGCCCGUCUCCUAGAUCCAUCCGGUGAGGGCAGGGAGCUGGUCUGCUCCCUUCAGGGCGGUGUCUCCAGGCCCUGGCGCUUGGUAAUCCUAGAGGCCCGAGUCAUCCUCAGACUGGCAGAAUGAAAGACUGGCUCAGGAUUUUUGACCAAAACGUGCUGGUCCCUCCCCACCCACAGAGAGCACGCCAGCCUAUAAAGGAAUCAACUGGGUUUCAGUGCGUCCUGAAGUGGCUUGAUGGGCCGCUAAUUAAGCAGGGAGUGCUGGAGGUGCUCUCGGAGGUGGGCUGCUGUCUGCGCGUGUCCCUCUUUGAUGUCAGCUACCGACACUUUUUCGGGAGGACGUGGAAGACCGCCGUGAGGCCCGUGGAGCAGCUCUCCAGGCAGCCGUCCAGGAUCGUCUUCGACGAGUCCUUGUAUUUUCACACGUCCUUAAACCACCCUAACAUCGUGGCUGUGGUCGAAGUGGUCACCGAGGGCAGGAGGCCGGAUGGCUCCCUCCAGGCUUUGUCAUGUGGGUUCGGAAUUCUUCGGAUCUUCGGCAACAAGCUGGAGUCUCCUACCUCAGCCUCCCAGGACAAGCGGUUGAAGCUGUACCAUGGCACCCCCCGAGCCCUCCUGCACCCGCUUCUCCACGACCCCGUAGAACAAAACAAGCAUAUGACCCUCAUGGAGAGCUGCAGCCUGCAGUACAUGCUGAGGCCACACCCGCUCCUGGAGCCCGUGUUCCAUCUUCUUCCCGAGAACCUUCUGGUGUCUGGUCUGCAGCACAUUCCUGGCCUCCUUCCCGCUCACGGAGAAAAGGGGGACGCCCUCCGAAAGCCUCGCCUUCAGAAGUCUGUCACGUGGGACUUGGAUGAUUUGUUCUUCACGCUCUAUCCUUCCCUGGAGAAAUUUGAGGAAGAGCUUCUGGAACUCCUCGUCAGUGAUCGCUUCCGGGAGGAGGGCAUUCCGCGGGACGGCGGCACGCUGGAGAUCCUGGAGCGGCGCCUGUGCGUGGGUGUGCACAACGGUCUGGGCUUCGUGCAGAGGCCGCAGGUCGUGGUGCUGGUGCCCGAGAUGGACGUGGCCUUGACGCGCUCUGCCAGUUUCAGCAGGAAAGUUGGCUCUUCUUCAAAGGCCAGCUCUGGAAACCAGGCUCUAGUUUUGAGAAGCCGCCUCCGACUCCGUGAGCUGGUCCGUCACCCUGCGUUCGCCAUCGUCUUUCAGCUGGAGUACGUGUUCAACAGCCCUUCAGGGGCAGACGGCAAGGCAACGUCGGUCACCUCUCUGUCCAGCGUGGCAUGCAUGCACAUGGUCCGCUGGGCUGUGUGGAACCCCUUGCCGGAAGCCGGCUCCGGAAAGGUGGUCUUACCUCUGCAGGGUGGGAUCCGGCCCAACCCGUCGCGCCGUCUGGUCUAUAAAGUGCCCCCAGCCUGCAUGAACUCCAAAGAGGUGGAGCAGGUGGCGUCGGGGACGGUCCAGUUCCAGUACUCGCUGAGCCCCAAGGCACACCCGGACACGCUGCCAGGGCACGGCCACGGCCCGGAGGCGGAGCAACAGCCCUCCAGGAAGCCACCCGCGUCCCCUGCAAGCCCACCAGCGCUGCCAGCCCGGGGGCACGCUGCCCCUCAGGACUCGCCCGUGGGACCAGGGCUGUCUCUCUCCCAGCUGGCGGCUUCCCCACGGUCCGCCGCCCGGUGCCGCUCAGCCACGCUGUCCUCCCCGCAACCUGCCGGCUCUGAGCCCUCCCUGGCCCAGGCGGGGCUCCCCUUGGAGGGCAGGAUCUGUCACCUGGAAGCCGAGCUGAGCCAGGCGUCCUCGGUCCUGGGAGCAUCUGUUGCCGAACACUUGCAGGAGCUGCCUUUCACACCGGUGCACGUCCCGAUUGUCGCGGGCGUCCGGGCCAGGAGCUCUGGAAGUAAGCUCUCGCGGGCCUCGAUGGUGCUCCUGCAGGCCUCUGGCUUUCCUGAGAUUCUGGAUGCCAAUAAGCAACCAGCCGAGACUGUAAAUCCCGCAGACCCCGUGCAAUUCAACCCUCAGAAGGAAGAAUCCGAUUGUCUACAAGGCAAUGAAAUAGUACUGCAGUUUCUUGCCUUUAGCAGAGUGUCCCAAGACAGCCGGGCAGCGCCGUGGCCAAAGACCGUGUAUUUCACCUUCCAGUUCUACCGUUUCCCGCCCGUGACAACGCCGCGGCUGCAGCUGGUCAGGCUGGACGAGGCGGGCAGGACGCGCCCCGGUUCCCUGCUGCAUCUCCUGGUUCUUGCCGACAGAGAUGAUUCCUCCGAUGCUGGCUCUCCUGGCUUUCAGCUCAAGUUCCUGGCGGAGCCUGGAUUCCUGAGGCCCGGAGAGCAGAGUCGGUUCAGCCACUACCUGGCCGCGCAGACCCUCCAGGUGGACGUCUGGGAUGGAGACUCUCUGCUCCUCGUUGGAUCUGCAGCCGUCCCGAUGAAGCAUCUCCUUCGCCAGGGGCGGCCGGCCGUGCAGGUCUCGCACGAGCUCGAGGUCGUGGCGACCGAAUAUGAACAGGACGUGGUGGUGAGUGGGGACGUGACCAGGCUUGGCAGCAUCCAGCCCAUCGGCGUGUACGCGGUGGUGAAGGGUUGGCUACACCUGACCCUGGCCAACAUAGGUCACGUGUGUGAACAGAGAGUAAGGGAUUCCAGCACGUUGCCACCCUCCAGGUCACGGGUCAUCUCGAAUGACAGAACCGGCCACUUCGAGGGAGGCAGCCUGCUCAGGCGUGGGGCGCCGAGACUAAAAAACGUGGUCCAGGCACAGAAGCUGGCUGAUGUGGACUGUGAGUUGGCCGCCAUGCUGUUUGUGCCCACGCAGCGCAGGAGCAAAGGGCCCCAGGGCGCCGGCCGCGAGGGGGACGCCGUCCGCAGGCGCAAGCUGGAGCGGAUGAGGUCCGUGCGCCUUCAGGAGUCCCGAGGAGAGCUCAGCUGCUGGGGGGCCAGCAUGUUGGCUCAGCAGAGCGUCCGCGCACAGCACGCACGCGACCUGCAGGUCAUUGCCGCCUAUCGGGAGCGCACGAAGGCGGAGAGCAUCACCAGCGCGCUGAGCCUGGCCAUCACCACGAGGCACACCGUGCACGUCACGCUGGGCACCGCCGAGUUCUUCGAGUUCGCCCUUCGGAACCCCCACAACACGCAGCACACGGUGACCAUCGAGGUGGACAGCCCUGAGCUGAGCAUCAUCUCGGACAGUCGGGAGUGGAGGUUCUUCAAAGACGCGGCCAAGCUGCACACGCCGGUGGAAGAGGACAUGUUCCAUCUGCGGGGCGGCCUCGCCCCACAGCUCUUCCUGCGCCCCCGGGAGACCGCCCACAUCCCCUUCAAAUACCAGACCUUCUCCGUGGGGCAGCGAGGCUGGUUCGUGACAGCGGCCGUCUGGAUGGUUAUCAUGAGAGCAAAGGACACCGUGCACGGGGGCCCCAAGGGGACAGCUGUUUCUACAGUGCCUGUCAGCCUCCGACUCCCAUCCCGUGACUCACUGGUGCCAAUUGGUGUCUCACAGGCCCCUGCUGAGCCGAGCUCUGAGAAGGGCACGGACCCCGGAUCGCCCCAGAAGUGCAGUGCAACGCCGACCAAGCACGCCAAGGUCUUGUUCCGGGGCGGCGGCGGCAAGCCCAUCGCCGUGCUCUGCCUGACGGUGGAGACCCAGCCCCCCGCGGCGGACCAGGUCUUCCGCUUCUACCACCCGGAGCUCACCUUCCUGAAGAAGGCCAUCCGCCUGCCCCCCUGGCACACGCUCCCAGGUGCUCCCGUGGGAAGACCUGGCGAGGAACCCCAGGUCCAUGUCCGAUGUAGCGACCCGAACGUCAUUUGUGAGACCCAGAAUGUGGGCCCUGGGGAGCCACGGGACGUGUUCUUGAAGGUGGCUAGUGGUUGGAGCCCAGAGAGCAAAGACUUCUUUGUCCUCGUUUACACGGAUCGCUGGCUGGCGACACCUGUCCAAAUAUGGCGGAUCCACCUCCACUCCUUACGGCGCGUGGACGCGUCCUGUGUCACGGGCCAGCGGACCCGCCUGUCCCUUGUCCUUCGGGGGACACAGGCGGUUAGGAGAGUGCGAGCUUUCACCUCACACCCCCAGGAGCUGACAACUGACCCCAGAGGUGUAUUCGUGCUGCCCCCUCGCGGGGUGCAGGACCUGCAUGUGGGCGUGACGCCCCGGAGGGCGGGGACCCGGUUCAUCCACCUCAACCUGGUCGAUGUGGACUACCACCAGCUGGUGGCCUCGUGGCUCGUGUGCCUCUCGUGCCGCCCUCCUCUCAUUUCCAAGGCCUUCGAGAUCACGCUGGCCGCAGGGGAAGGCAAGGGCGCCAACAAGCGCAUCACCUACACCAACCCCUACCCCACCCCGAGGACCUACCGCCUGCUCAGCGACCGCCCGGACCUGCUGCAGUUCAGGGAGGAGUCCUUCCAGGUUGGGGGAGGAGAGACCUACACCAUCGGCCUGCGGUUUGCAUCUCGCCAGAGCGCCGGGGAGGAAGAGAUUCUGAUUUACAUCAACGACCACGAAGACAAAAACGAAGAGGCCUUCUGCGUGAAGGUCACCUACCAGUGAAGUGGUGGCCGGAGGGGCCGGCACGGCCUUCCUGCCGCAGCACGGGGACAGACUCACGUGCUCUGGCCCCUCCUCCCCUCGUGCCUUGCUGGGGCCACUGGUGAGCGUGGCCAAGGGUGGAGGGGGCGCCGUGCUCCUGACCGCUCUCACUCCGGCGCCAGCCACGCGGUGAGCCCCGCGGGCGUCCUCAGCGAGGGCACGGCGCCGAGAAGCGCGGGGCUUGUGUCUCUCUGCUGUGCUCGGGAGAUCGUCACUGUUUAUGAUGUUGAUUUGCUUCUCAGCAAAGUGUAUUUUAUGAAUCAUCUUAAAUGAUAAAAUUAUGUUUUCUUACUGGAUUUUGUACAAACGUGAUUUGCUAUGCGAUGUUUUAUAUUGGUAUUAUUUCAUAUCUUUUUUUAAGUUGUGGUGGAAUACUAAACCUUCUCCGGUUUU